Messenger RNA from Hyaloperonospora brassicae, 1662 nucleotides. The record is from the annotation of a GenBank genome assembly. Lineage: Eukaryota; Oomycota; Peronosporomycetes; Peronosporales; Peronosporaceae.
AUGCGCGUCCCAGCGCUUCCGUCUCCAUCCGACGCGAUCGCCGACGCUCUGAGCGCCAACUGCGCCCUCGUCGCCGAGCUGCAAUCGCUCGAGCAGUCACUGGCCCAAGAAGAGUCGACGCUACUCGCCAGAACGCAAUGUAUUCGCCGGCAAGUGGCGCUGCGACGAGCGCAACGGGCCAUGGACACGUUAUUGGCCCGUGCGCCGUCGCACGAGACGCUUUCGCAGCGGUAUGCGAAGACGUUACGCAGUCGGAAGAAAUCCACUGGUGUCGUGCCUCGUUCAUACAUUCGUCAACACGUGUCGUUCUUUGCCGACGAAGUUGUGGAGGAACGAAAGGUGGGGCGACCACGGAAGAAGGGGAAGGAGCAAGACGAAGCGGACGACCAAGCGGUACGGGAGCUCCGCGAUGCACGAGACGCUGCGCACAAAGCGCUUCGACGGCUUUCCGAGCCGCCGUGCAAUGCAGAUACCGAGUUCCUACGUGCUCACAGCCACGAGUCGUUUGUAGCCGGUCCCCCAACGAUUUUCACGAGUCGAGAGCGUAAAGUCGUUGCGGACUUUGCCGAAGAUUUCUACAUGACACACGCUGCGAACGUGGAGAUACCACUGCAGGCGUGGAACAAACUUCGCGCGUGGCAAGAGACGCGCAAGUCGAGAAAGUUUCCGAUUGAACGCUCGGGCUUUGCGUGCAAGUUGUGGUAUGACUUGCACGAGUCGCCGACGUUACGGCUUGGCGCGUGGACGAAAGAGGAAGACGCAGCGCUUCGACGGUUGGCCACGGGACAAGAAGACCCGGAACUGGUGAAUAAGUGGCACGAGAUUGCAAAGCGCAUGCCCGUGCCGGGAAGACCAGCAGCUCACUGUUUAACUCGGUACCAGACAGCGCUGAACGCGGGAAACACGCGGUCGAUAUUCACCCCAGAAGAAGAUCAGAUCCUGCGUGAAGCUGUCCCGGUCUUUGGCGAAAAGUGGAACGUGAUUGCAGAUUUGCUGGAUGGCCGUGUGUCGGAGCAGAUCCGCCAUCGCUGGCAGCUCUCGCUUGCCCCCGGUCUUCGGCGAGGCAAGUUUUCGUUGAUCGAGGAUCGACGGCUGCUGCUCGCACUUCGUGCCUACGUGCCAAAAGGCAGUGAGUUCAAUCAGGAUCAAGUGCCGUGGAACGACAUUUGUCAUCAUGUGCCCGGGCGAACGCAGCCAGCACUUCGGGACCGAUACGUCAACUGCAUUAACCCGGACUUGUCGUCCCGCAAGUUUACCAAGCAGGAAGAUGAACUCAUUCUUGCACGAAUGCGCGAGUGGGGCAUCGAGUCGCCCAGGCUCUGGCCGCGGCUGGCUGCUGAGCUAAGUGGCCGCACGAAGUCUCAACUGUGUCGACGCUGGAGGCAGUUGGAUCCAGACGCUUAUGACAAACGUCGUCGCGCACUGAAAGAUGCAAGCAAAAGCCAGACAACAGCCGUCUUCCGUCGUCGGUCAAUACAUCGACAUGAUCCUCGCUUUAGGAAGAAACAUAUCAAGCGAAGUACGUACAAUGGUCUCACAGUGGAGCAAGUCGCAACCGAGUCGUUUCCACGAGGUCGUGCAGCUGUAGCGCUGCAUGGCUGCGAAGAGUUGGCGAUACGCGAGACCGAAGGCGAGGACGGGUCGAUCGAGUACGGUCUAUAA